This is a messenger RNA of Toxoplasma gondii ME49, 2603 nucleotides long. RefSeq lists its product as hypothetical. NCBI's taxonomy places the organism in Eukaryota, Apicomplexa, Conoidasida, Eucoccidiorida, Sarcocystidae. The record is from RefSeq and is a predicted model, not a curated record. The coding region runs from base 1030 to 1935 and encodes 301 amino acids. The transcript has 3 exons.
AUUUUCCGCCGGUCUUGCCGGAAAAAAUUCGAGACCACCGCAGGGACCGUUUCUUGAGUGUAUGAACCUUCUGCUGCGAAAAGAGCACCGGGCCGACAGCGCUCACAAAGAGGCGCCGUUCCGGAAAUAAAGAUGCACCGCAAGAGGAAGAGGCUUUCUUCUGGACACAGACACAAAGAAGAAGGCACCGGGAAAAGCAAAGCGUCAUCUUCGUACACAAAAAGAAAGAAGACCGAAGAUCUUGCCUCACAGAGCAGGUAUUGGUAUGAUAACGGCUACGCGCAACACCGCGAGGGCCAAGCACAGACAGCUGACUUUGUGUUUCUCCUUCUUCUUCUUCGAACAGCACAUGUACACUUUCGUUCCCUGUUUGUAGCGUGUUCUUCGCACUCUGUCCAGUGGAAAGGACAAAUUCGAGGAGGAAUGCUCUUUUUUGUCCCGCUACCCUUGGCUUUUUAGGCACUCACCUCUUCGUGGCUCGUCGCUGUUCACACAAGAAAAAUUGUGUAGACAUGUGUUUAGCGAAAGCAGCCUUGACAGCGCGCUGAUGCUUGCCGUCGAAUCUUGCAAUCGCUUGAAGCUCGAAACGAAGGAGGCUUAUGAGAAGGCUGUUCUGUUUUUUCCAUACGUUUGGGACUUCCCGUACAGACCAACCCCGGAUGAUGUACGCUUCUCCGUAUUCAGCCACAAUUUCCGGGAAAUUCUCGUCUUUCAAACACGUACCAGUGUGUACUUUCCAUGAAACGUUGGAGAAACACCGCGAGAAACACCCACGUGCUCUCGGUGCAUGUUCCUCUCUGUCCCUAUCGCCGGUGCUCUAACCUGUCAUCGUUUCGAAGAAAACAGGGUUUCGUCAGAUGCUCAAAUGUCCGCUUAUCUUUCGGCCCACCACGUCACACGAGUGCGCUUUUCUGAUAACAGAAAAACGCUGAAAUUUCAUCUGCACCAGGAAACGCGAGUGUGCUUCUCGCCGUGGUUCACUGGCAAACUCAACUGUUUGCCAGGGGACCCGAUAGGCCGUUAGACACGAUGAGUGGCCGAUUUUCACAACAAGAUCUCCGUCAUGUCGAGGCGUACUUGGAGUACAGAAAUAUUGUUGGAGACACCGACAACGGCGUCUUGUUAAGCCGUCAAGAGUACGAAGCGGUGCGGGAGCGUGCAGCGGCGGCGAGCAAGAAUCCUUUGCGAGUCAUUUGGAGGAACACCGUCAGCGGCCUGGACUGCCGGAAUGUGGGUCCGGCAUCUUCAUGUUUAUGCGGCCAUCGGCUGCGGGACCACGACUGGAUGGCGACUGAGACGAAAGCGGUGAAGUGCCGCAUGCAGGGGUGCAAAUGUCCGCUCUUCGAAUUCAUUCCGGUGAACGGCUCUCAAGACAUCAAAUGCAGAUGCAAGCACUCGUACCAAGAUCACGACGUGCUCUCAAGAAAAUGCAUGCGCUGUACCUUUCGACAAAAGAGCCCUGCCUUCUCCACAAAGCAAAAGGCCAUGAAGACGCAAACCACUUCCUCGACGCUGUGCACAGGAUUUCUGCCUUCCUACACUUGUUCGUGUGGGUCCGCGUACGCUGCCCACGAAACCGUUUUCGAAACAGCAAGCGAAGGGAGGAAACGAGGCGAGCCAGACGUCGGAGGAGCGACCAGCGCAGAUGCAGGCAGCUCUGCUUUCAUGGGCGGGAUAUCAGAUUUCACGAGUCUGCUGGACGGCAUGGACAGAAUGUCUCUCUUCUGUGACGAUCCACAGCGGCGCUUGAGAGACCAGCACGCAGGCGCGACACGGGCAGCACCAGGCGCAAAUGUCCCACUGAGCUGUGAAGAACGCAGGGCCUCUGAGCGAAACCUUUUACGCACAAAGGACUCGAAAAAGAGUGAUGAUGUUCUUUAUCUCCUUUUCACGCCUUGCUCUUUCAAGACGCCCGCGGCGAGGACUCAAGCCUGAGACUGACUGCAGGGAAAAGGACAACCCAUCAUAUUUUGCUUUUUUCUCUCCCCAGAAACUUGUGAAUUGGCAACGUCACUUGAUUCGCAUUCUGAAAAGAUGUAGAUUACGAUGUACAGUUACACAGCAAAUGGCACUGCAUCUAGCUACGUACGUAUUGGAAAAAUAAGGUGGAUAUACAAGUUUGCAUCCCCACACAGCCACAUAUAUAUAUAUAUAUAUAUCGGCGCGUAUUUGUAUGUUUCACAAUACUUGUUUUCUUCUUCCGAUCUGAGCGAUGCGGGGAAAAGCGGCGAGUCGUAGCCAGAGCACAAACAUAGCGAGUUCCAGACUGCAUGUUUCUCGCCUAGCGUUGAGAUAUUUUGGGAUGAUUCCACGCGUUCUGUUUUGUGAAGUACGUACGGCGUGAGCAUUUCCCGUUUCAGAUUUUAUCGAUUCACUCUUGAUAGAACGAUUCGUUUCUGCCGUAAAAACUGCGUACAUAUUGUGCUGAUGCAGGACCUGUUGCUACAUAAUAUAUGCUUCGUUCGCGCAUGUGUAGCCAGCGUUCUGUUUCCCCUCCGUACAAAAGUUCUUUUGCUUUCGCGUGCACUGCAGUUUCCUUUGCGAACUGUAUUCCCAAAGAUUCUGUGACGAACUGUGGGAACCUUUUCAGUGCUGAGCCCGCA